AGUCGACAUGGCCGACGAGUUUCCAUAUGCGCUCUGUGUGGAGGGCCAGUGGGACCCCAAAACUCCCAAAAUAAAGAAUAAACUGACCAUCUACUUCCAAAGUAAGAAAUCGGACGGAGGAGACUGUGGGGUUGACAGUGACGAUACUGACGGACGAAGAGCAACUGUACGAUUCAGAGAAGUGGAAGUGAGACAGCGAGUUCUGCUGAAAAACACGCAUGAGUUAAAGAUCGGUCAACAAACUUUUACCAUGACUGUGGGACUUCCGCCAUCAGAAGCCUCAAAACCUGACGAAUCGGCGUCUUCGGCCAGCAAACUUUCAUCAGAACCAAUCCAACACUCUGUGGGUUUGGAAAUUACCAAAAGGAAGGCAGAACCGUGUUCAGUGCAGCAGUCUUCAACACUAGACCUCAAAAAGCCAAGGCUUUUGGGUGAACUGAAGAGCGAAGCCCUAAAGGAGGCUGAGCCAAUUGAGGAGGAAGAAGAAACCACCUGUAGACAAGCUGUAAUUGAAAACGUACAAAAUGUUUCUCAAGAUUUUCUUGUAAUGUUGGUGGAAAAUGUGCUCAAGGGAAGUACUGCCGAGUCAAAAGACUUCAGUAUUGAAGUAAUACCAGAGAGCAACUGUGCAGUAGUGACAUUGUCCAGCAACAAGGAUCUACAAAACUUCAUUAUGUCCGGCUCAGGCAAUACAAUCAUGAAAAAGAAAAACAUGAAUGUCCGAUUACUUGAGAUGACAUCAAAGGUGAAAGCCGAAGGUUUACCUCCCAGUACAGUUUCUGAAAUCCUUCCGCUAUAUUUUGAAAGAUUCGGGGAAGUAGAGGAUGACGUGGUUAUGUUUGAAAACGAUCAAUCAGCAAUAAUCACUUUUAAAGAUCCCAAAGAUGUUUGUAAGGUCAUCAAUGUGCAACAUAAUCUUAAAAAGCAGCCCUUCAGAGUACUGCCAUACUAUGAAACUUUGCAAACAGCUCUUUAUGGUAAAAACAGACCCUGCCUGAGACUUCCAGAGGAAUUUACUGAAAACAUAGAUCCGACUUUAUGGCAUCACUUAAACAAGAGCCAAAAAUCCCUGGAUGUGAUCACCCGAGCUAUGUCCACUUCUUUUUGCAAGAUGGAUUUAAGUUCGCCAGCAGUCAGCAUCACCCCUUUGCCUUCCCUUCUUCAGCAAGGCGGGCAAACAAGAAAACUCAUCCAGACUUGGCGAGAAAACACCUCCACCGUGUUCUCAGCAUCAAUGUCUAACUUCAAAUCCUUUGAGCUCGACAUUCAAAAAGACGCAUGGAGUGAAAUAGAACCUGAAAUUAAGAAAGCAGUAGCAGCGGCACCAGUCACACUCGUUCCCGAAGUACAUCAGGGGUCAAUGGCUGUAGUCGGCUUGAAAGAAGAUGUGACCAGAAUUGAGACCGUUCUUGAAGACAUUGUUGAGACAGUCACUAAAAGAAUCCAAAGGGAGAAGGGAAGUGUGACAGAAGACAUCGAUAUGUCUCCAUCUAUUCACAAGAUUGUUUUCUGUGAUGAUGUGAAGCAGAAAUUUUGUAACACAUUUCCAGAACUGGAGAUAAAAUACCUGGCGCACAAUCAAAAGAUAACUCUCUACGGCCUAAAAACUGAAGUGCUGGAAACAAAAAAUAAAAUACUAGAGGAUUUUGUUAGUUUAAUCCGAAAACCAGUGGAACUACAUCAGUCUCUUUUAGACUUUCUCCAUAACAAGGACCUUGAGGAAAUGAGCACAGCUUUGUUUUUUACCAAAAGGAUCAAUGUAGCAUUGGAAGUUAAAGACGAGAGAGCCGUGCUUAUUGGCAAAACAGACAUGGCUUUGAAGGACGGUGAGAAACAACUGAAAACACAGCUGGGUUACCUGAGCUUUGAUGUGGAAGAUGCUGGUGUUUUGAGAAGAUCAGAUUGGCAAGACAUCGUCUCUAACAUUAAAAACACAGAAUCAAGAGUCACAAUACAGACGACUGUCAACCAAGUGCUCAUUUCUGGCUUUGCCCCGUUCAUCAAAGACGUUGAAAAACAGUUACGUGAUUUUGUUCAGGAAAACUCUUGCAUUGAGAAAAGCCUAAAGGCUCACAAGACCGUGAUCACGUUCAUACAGGAUCAUCAAACGCAAGACUGGUUUGAGGAGGUGAAAGGGAAAGUCAAUGUGCAAUUCAAAGAUGAAAACAUAGUGAUCAGUGGGCCGAGAUUUCAUGUCUCUCACUAUGUGCCAAUGUUUGAGAAGCUGCUCACAUCUACACACCACUGCAUCAUGAAAAUAGCCAAACCGGGAGCGAAGAAGUUCUUCAAAGAAAAAGAGUCCAUGUAUGUUCCAUUAGCCAAGACGAAAACGGGUUGUCUGGUGCAGUUAAUAGAUGAGGACGAUCACCACGGUCCAGUCAAAUCAGCCAUAAAGCAUGUUUAUCAAUUUAAAACACCGGAGGGUGUGGAAAUCACAGUUAACAAAGCGGACAUGUGUACAUUUCAAGCGGACGCGGUAGUCAGCGCCAGCAACGAGGCUCUCGUCCUGGAUGGAGGAUUAUCAAAGGCGCUUUCUAAUGCUGAUGCUAAUCUUCAGGAUGCCUGCAAGCAGUAUGUCACAAAGAGGAAGGUGACAGUUGGCGACGCUGUCGUCUUGGACGCUGGAGGACACCUGAGAUGCAAACACGUCAUCUUUGCGUUAGCACCGCAGUACAGCCCUGCCAAACACCAUGAGGCAGUGGGUCUUCUGAAGAAAACGGUUAAGAAGAGUUUGAAUCGGGCCGAUCAGGAAAACUGCCAGUCUGUGGCGAUCACAGCCAUCGGCUCUGGCGGGUUUCAGUUUCCUCCAGACCUUUGCGCAGACACCAUUGUGAAAUCGAUUAAAGAGUUCUGCGAAUUUGUUGGGGACAGCGUUCUGAGGACCAUACACCUGGUUGACAAUAAUGAUGUAACAGUUCAAGCUUUUGAGGCUGCUGCCAAGAAAAUCUAUGGAGUCAGUGCAGUUGGUCUGGGGGCAACGGGGGGCAGUUCAAGCAGCCAACAGCAAAGCCAAGCCAAAGCAAGUUCUUCUCAAAGUCAAGUCCACAGUACUGCACCCUCUCAAGGGGCAUCGCAGAGUGUUCAAACAAAAGAAGGUUUAACCAUCAGCCUUAUGAAAACCAACAUUGAGGACACAACUAUGGAUGUUGUUGUGAACACUCUCAGCAGCGACUUGAAUCUAGGUGUAGGAGCUGUUUCAAAUGCUCUUCUGAAAGCUGCUGGUCCACACCUUCAGGCUCUGCUCAAUCAGCAAGCCACAGCCCCAGCAAAUAUUGGAGCAGUCAUUGUAACAGAAGGUGCAAACCUAAAGAACAAAGAGGUGUUUCAUGCAGUUGCACCGCACUGGAAUCAGGGACAAGGCAAUGAGCAGAAGGUGCUGGAAAACAUCAUUGAUGAAUGUUUGAAUCAGGCAGAGCAGCGUCAACGGAAAUCUAUCGUAUUCUCUGCUAUCGGUACAGGAAAUCUGGGAUUUCCAAAACCACUGGUGAUCUGCUCAAUGCUGGAAUCAGCUCUUAAGUUUAGCAGUAAAAGAAGUACAAAGAACGUGCAGGAAGUAGCAUUUGCUCUUCACCCCAAAGAUGCACAAACCAUCCAGGUAUUUACAGAUGAGUUCAACAAGAAGUUUAUGAUCCAGUCUGCCUCAACCAAUAAUCCCACACAACAGCAGAGCCCAGGCCCCUUCUCGAAGGUCACAAGCAAAUCUGGAAUUUAUGAGACUAUAGUGGGAGGAGUAACACUUCAGGUUCUUUGUGGUGAAAUCACUGCUGAGAAAACCGAUGUCAUUGUGAACUCCACCACUAAAGAGUUUACACUGAAAGCAGGUGUCUCAAAGGCUAUUUUGGAUAAAGCUGGUCCAAACGUAGAAGCAGAGUGUCUGCAACUUGGAUCCCAACCCAACAAAGGACUGAUAAUGACACAAGCAGGAAAUUUACAGUGCAAAAAGAUCAUUCACAUUGCAGCACAAAGCAAUGCUGCUCAUAUCCUAAAACGGGUUAAAAGGGCUCUGGAAAAAUGUGCAAAGGAAAAGUUCACCUCCAUUUCAUUUCCGGCUAUUGGUACAGGACAAGCAGGGCUAUUUCCAGGUCAAGUAGCAGAUUGCAUGAUGGAUGCUGUGGUGGAAAUGGUAGGACAGAAUCCUCAGUCUUCUCUCAAGUUGAUCCGAAUAGUCAUCUUCCAGGCGCCCAUGCUCAAUGACUUCUACAAGAGCAUGCAGAAUCGAGAAUACACUGUCAUCCAACAGAAGGACACUAUUUACUCAAAAAUUAAAACAUAUGUUUCUACUUUCACAUCAUUCUUUACCGGAACUUGGGAGAAAGAAAUCAAACAACAUGGCGGUAAAGACAUUGUCAUUGAAGGCAUUAAAGUUGAUCCAGCCUGUUUUUCUAUCUGUGGCCCGACACCAACAGCGGUGGACAAAACAAAGGAGUUCCUAGAAGAAAUGAUCUCACAGGACCAAGCAUUCCAGAAAAUCACUGACACAGCAAUUCUGAGCUUUUCAGACAAAGACCAACAGCGAAUCCAAGAUAUGCAAAGCACGUUAGGUGUAUCUAUAAGGCUGGAAUACAAAGUCCAAAAAGAUUCAGAGAGUUCCCCAGGAGAAGCCACACUCAUAGUAGAAGGUCUCACUCGAGAUGUCCUAAUAGCCUUUCAGGAAAUCCAAGACAUGCUCAAAAGCGCGAAAGACGAGCAGAUACUGAAGAAAGACAUUGAACAUGCGAGCGAGCUUGUGGAAUGGCAGUAUGAACAGGGAGGCCAAUAUAAGAGUUUUGAUCAACGUAUGAACUUUGAGUUGGAAAAGACCCUGGAUAGAGGAGCUGCAGACGUCAAAAUCUCUUUCCAAGGCCAGGAUUACCAGAUCAAACUGCCUGAAGGUCCUGCAAUCAGUACCACCGGUGGCAACCAGAUGAACAUCAGACGCAUUGACAAACUGAAAGCAACUGAAAGCAUUCCACAGCAUUGGGGUGCCAUGAAUCCUACACAGUUGUUCGCAAUAUUCGCAUUGAAAGCAGGAGAUGCUGAAUACAAUGAUGUCUUGGUACUCUUCCAGGCCACUUGUGCUAACCACAAUGUUUUGAAGAUUGAACGAAUCCAGAAUCCUGGCAUGUGGAAGAACUACCAGAAUAACAAAAGUGUCAUGGAGCAAAAGAACGGUCAUCAAAACAAUGAGAGAAGACUGUUUCACGGAACCAGUGAACAGACUAUGAGUCACAUCAAUCAGAGGGGAUUUAAUCGCAGCUAUGCAGGAAAAAAUGCUACAGCAUAUGGAAAUGGAACUUACUUUGCCCUUAACGCCAACUAUUCUGCUAGCAACACAUACUCGGUGCCUAAUGCUCAGGGACACAAGUACAUGUACUUCUGCAGAGUGCUUACUGGAGACUACACUCAAGGACGUGCAGGAAUGAUUAUCCCUCCUCCAAAAAACAACACUGCUGAUCUGUAUGACACAGUCGUCGAGAACACCGUCGCUCCGACCAUUUUUGUGGUAUUCAGGGAUGAUCAGGCUUACCCAGAAUAUUUAAUAACUUUCACUUAGUCAAUGAAGAUGAAUGAUUGCACAGUAAACCUAAAGUGCCUUAGCAUAUAAACUAAAUAAGAUAAAAGUCAGGCAAAAAAGCCCUCUUGUAUCUGUGGUUUAAAGGGCUUUAAUUGGUAAAGAAACUGUAAAAUGCAUGAAUAGUUUAACCACUCCCAUUGAUCAACUUUCCUGAAGACCCACAGCACUGCAUAUUUUGUAUGUUGACCUCAUUUAUUAUACCCGACUCAGAGUGGGUUGAGUUGUUCUGAUAUACUGAAUUUCUGUUGUGAAUCUUUAACUGAAACGUUAUACAACUGUACGCUGAAAAACAACAGCACUUUAAAUAAAGAUUUACACACCUUUAAA
Triplophysa rosa is the source of this 5881-nucleotide messenger RNA. RefSeq names its product poly(ADP-ribose) polymerase family member 14-related sequence 1 (gene parp14rs1). Lineage: Eukaryota; Metazoa; Chordata; Actinopteri; Cypriniformes; Nemacheilidae. Gene Ontology annotation, biological process: negative regulation of gene expression. The record is from RefSeq and is a predicted model, not a curated record. The coding region runs from base 8 to 5533 and encodes 1841 amino acids. The transcript has 18 exons. Gene Ontology annotation, cellular component: nucleus; cytoplasm. Gene Ontology annotation, molecular function: NAD+ poly-ADP-ribosyltransferase activity; transcription corepressor activity; nucleic acid binding.